Actinia tenebrosa (Australian red waratah sea anemone) is the source of this 3233-nucleotide messenger RNA. RefSeq lists its product as uncharacterized. The record is from RefSeq and is a predicted model, not a curated record. NCBI's taxonomy places the organism in Eukaryota, Metazoa, Cnidaria, Anthozoa, Actiniaria, Actiniidae.
UAGUGAUGGCCUCGGCAAGCUGGUGCAAAGAAACAGAUGAAAAGAUCAACUACACCAAGCUUUGUAGGUUGCUAGUCGAUGGAGGCACACAAGCAGUUUGUUCUGUAUUUGAUGGUAAAUAUCCACCAUAUUUAUUGAAAGCCUUCUUAAAUGCUUACAAGACAACACUACAAAAGCUGAAGAAACCAAAAGGGAAUGUACUGAAUAACGAGCAAUGGGACAAACUGUAUCCACCAAAUGGGAGCGACCCUCAAUCUAAAGACUUUGAUAUCACUCUACUGUUUGUUCUUCUAAGAAAUAUUUGUGGACUUGCACCACCAGCAUAUGGAUGGGAUGUCUUACCACCUGUAGCAGACAACUCACUAGAGGCUAACCUUGCCAGGAUAAAGUACUACAGAAACAAUGCAAUAGCACACAAACCAAAUACUGACAUCAAUGAUGAUGACUUUGAAAAACACUGGCAAGAUAUCUCAUCUGCUCUCCUAUCACUGGGACUGAGUCAAGAUGACAUAGAUGAUUUGAAGUCUGCUUCUUUGGGAGUGAAAGACUACAAGCAGUUACUCAACGAUUGGUAUAUAUCAGAUAAGGAUGUCAAAACACAGCUACAGGAUCUGAAGUCACACACAGCAGACCUUAAGUCAGACACAGCAGACCUCAAGUCAGACACAGCAGUCCUCAAGUCAGACACAGCAGACCUCAAGUCAGACACAGCAGACCUCAAGUCAGACACAGCAGACCUCAAGUCAGACACAGCAAAUAUUAAGGACAAAGUAGAUGACGUCUGGAAUGUGUGUAUCGAAGCACGACAAAUSAAUCAACAGAUCCAAGAGCUGGCUAUUUCCGACUUUAGACCAGAAAUAAAUACAAAAUGUAAGGUUUUCCACCCAAACACUCGCCAGUGGAUUCUAGGUAAAGUCAAAUCCCAUGUUGACAGUGACCAACCAGACUCGCGUAUAAUGCUAAUCACCGCUGGUCCAGGUAUGGGCAAAUCAUCUCUUGCUGCUAAGAUCUGUCAGACAUACAAGGAUCUUGGAUGUCUUGCAGGAUGUCACUUCUUUCAGUUCAGUAACUCUACUAGAAACAAUCCAAGGUUGAUGCUGCAGUCCAUAGCAAGGCAGAUGUGUGGCACUGUUACUGGUUAUCGAGAGGCCUUAGAAAACAAACUGCGAACAGAUUUGGGUAAGAAGGUUUCCGAGAUGAACUGUGAGGAACUGUUAACCAUUUUGCUGGAGGAACCAUUGUGUAACGUGGAACAAAAAGACUCUCACUUGGUUGUUGUUAUAGAUGCUCUAGACGAGUGUUCGCAUGAUCCAAAAGAUGAACUACUAAAGACAUUAAGGAAAAAACUGUCAUGCUUCCCUUCAUGGCUUCGAUUUAUUCUAACCAGUAGACCAUCAACAAAUACCUCUGCAAUUGGUUCAAUUGUUGCUGUACAAAUGAGACCAGAAGAUCAAUCUAAUAUCAAAGAUCUUAAAACAUUUUUGAGCUUCGAGCUUAAAGCCCUCUAUCCACAAUGCGAAAAUGACGACAAUGCAAAUCUUGUAAAGAACCUAGUGGAAAUGACAAAAGGUUUGUUCUUAGUGGCUUUCUUUGUCAUCGACUAUUUGAAAAGAGAAAAUGUUGCAUCACCGGAGAAAGUUUUGCAGCUGUUUCCUAAUGGGAUCUCAUCAGUGUAUGAGGAUUAUUUCUCUCGUCUUAAAGGAGUAUUACUACCUUACCUAUCAGAGAAGGCAGGGUUCUACAAGAUGCUUGAAGCUGUUGUGGCAACCGAAAACCCUUUGCCAAAGAACAUGUUUUACAAUAUUCUUUGUCUCAAGAGCGAGCGUGAAGUCCCACGCGAAGAGAAAAUGAAAAGAAAAGAUGCGUUGAACUCACUMCAUUGGUUGUUUCCUGUUGAGGGGGAUCACGUGACAGCAUUUCACAAGUCAGUAUUUGAUUGGUUGAUCCUUCAAGAAGAUGAAGAACAUGACUUCAGUGUUCGUGUAGAAGACGGGGAAGAAGUACUUGCCAGUCAGUGUAAUGAUGUCUUGGGUGACAUACGAAACGGAAAAAAAGAUCUGGACAAACCAUUGUAUCUUACAGACAGCGAGAAGUAUGCUCUAAGAUUUCUUUGCCACCUUCUAGGUAAACGCUCAUCAAUAGUCAAAGAAGAUAAGUAUGGAUUCUUUUCUAACAUUUACCUCCUGACUGCAUUAAAUAUUGGAAACACCAUUAUUGGCAAUCAUGAAGACAUAUCUAGUCCUUUAUAUGAAAUACGUGAAUGUUUUACAAUGUGUUUUCCUUCGUACAGCCGUUUUCACCUCCCUUCUUGCCGCUUUUUUCGUGACAUUUCAUUUGGUCGUUACCUUGCAUUCGUUCAUCAAGCUGCGCAUGCGAAGGGAUUAAGUCUAGAAACACCGCCAAAACCACUUUUUCCUUAUUUUGAUGAGAUUUUAAUGCAGACUACAAAGUCCACACACGGUGUACUAGAGUAUCUACUUAAAUGUAAGGAUGGGUUUAUAGCUGUUUUCCUAUAUUGUUCAGUUACACUGUCAACUGCAGUAUAUACGUUCCACCUUGAUGGGCGCCUUAUCACGUCGAAAUCCUUUCCUGGCAAAAGGCUCAUAACCACCUCACCGAGCAUCAACUUCAUCCUUGUUGCCCAAAAAGAUGGGAACAAGAUUGAGUUAUUAGACGCAACAACAUUUGAAGUGAUCAGUCAAUACAAGUUUCCCCAUGAUGCAAUGCAAACAUGUCACGUGUUUGGAAACCAUCAGGGUUGCUUCGUUGUCAUCAAGGGCUGUCAUGACAACAAGGUCUAUGUCAUUGAAGGACUAACGGGACAUUUACAUAACAUCAUUACAGUGAGUGAAGAUAGUACUGUAAUGGACGUUAGCUGCAAAGGCCAUAUUGUGGUGACAAGAACAUGGAAACGCGACGAGCCAGAAAAUGUAAAUACCUUUACCACUAAAGAUGGUGAAGUAGAGAUGAUGAAUUGGAGGAUUGAGAAUAUUCUGUCCGGUAUUCAGACACCACCUAAAGAGAACAAUAUCUACAACUACCGAGAAAUGCUACUAUAUCACUAUGACAGGACAAAGCAGCCCAUUUCCGUGUACCCACUACUAGAAAAGAUAUGCAUUUGUAUGUCACACUAUCCGGUCCGUCCUUAUUUAGUAGUAUAGGGGAUGGGGGUUCCAGCGCAACGACAACCGGAGGAUUACCCGCCUAAAGUACCCCCCUCGAUUCGUACCGCG